Messenger RNA from Macrosiphum euphorbiae (potato aphid), 357 nucleotides. Lineage: Eukaryota; Metazoa; Arthropoda; Insecta; Hemiptera; Aphididae. The record is from the annotation of a GenBank genome assembly.
AUGCAUUUUUACUACAAUAUCUUCACCCCGACAUUUUUAAAAAAUUGGAGAAAAAAAUGUAUUUUGAAAGCAUAUCUCCAAGCUGAAGCGGAAAGUUGGUACAGUUUUUGGCAAAAUAAAGACUGUCAAGAUAUUGAUUUUAUCGAUUUGUUAAAUUGUAACUGUACGUUUUUUCCAAAUAUAGCUGUUGUUUUGGAAAUAUUUUUGUCUCUUCCGGCUACAAGCUGUACAGCAGAACGUCCUUUUAGUACAUUAAGACGUGUUAAAACAUGGUUACGAUCAACGAUGGGUGAUGAUAGACUGAAUGGAAUAUGCAUGUUGAGUGUUCAUAGAGAAAAAGUGAAUUCAAAUAAAUAA